AGUUCUAUGGACUAUGUUAUGUAGGAUUUGGCCUUGAUGAUCAUAAUGGUCCCCUCUGACUUUAAAAUCUAUUAAUCUAUCAAAACCUUUAGACUGAGAGAUGUGAUCCCAUACAGGGCCUUUCAACCACUCUAGUACAUGAUACAAUUGUUCCAUGUUUUCUCACAGAGAGAAAGUAAACCCAGAACCUUGCCAAACCUGUCUUAAUGUGCCAGAGAUCAGGAAGACUGAACCAAGCCGUGGUGGAGCUCCCUGGGAAAGAGUCUGUCCAGUCCAUCGGUGCCCUAUCACUGCAUCUCCCAGCUUGGUGAGAGGUCGUCUGCCUUCCUCCAACCACAUGCUUGGACCAAUGUCUGUUCAGUCCAAUGGUCAGGUGCCAUCCAGCUCACAGGACUCACAUCAACAUCACCUAUAUUACCAUUGCAACCAGCAAGAACCCAGAGACAGCUAUGCCUUGCCCCCACUGCCAGGGCAUGGAGAGAGGGCCACUUUGUGCUCCCACCAUUCCAGUGGGGAUUCUUUACCAGCUGCCCACCACGAGACCUCUGAAAGUCAAUGGAAACAGUGGUCACAUGACCAGCAGCAGUCACGACCAGUGCAGCGCCACAUUGUAACAGUCAGACAUGACAAAGCUUUCAGGAUGCCAAAAAGUUAUUCGCAAGUGAUUGCUGAGUGGCCGGUAGCUGUCCUUGUGCUCUGUUCGGUGACAGUUCUGGUUUGUACUUUAGCUGGCCUGCUAGUUGGAAAUCUGCCAGAUUUUUCAGAACCGUUGAUGGGAUUUGAGCCUCGAGAUACUGACAUUGGCAGAAAACUCAUUGUCUGGAAGAAUGUACAAACCCAUACAGGCCAUCAGAAGACCCUUUCGCUUUCUCCCUACACUGAAAAGAACAGCUAUGGUGACGUUGGUAUUAACAGAGGGCAGAGGUUUAUCCAUGGCGAACAAGAAGCAAGAACACGACGGAUGGUAGAACAAGACUAUGGAAAGGACAGUUUCUUUUGUGGCCCCCCAGGAAAGAGUUAUUCUCAACUGGUGUUUAUGUCCACAACUGCUGGGAGCUUGUGGAACUUGCAAGCGAUUCAGUCCAUGUGUCAAAUUGAACAGGACAAGAUCCGCUCACAUGCUCAUUUUGGGAAUCUCUGCCAACGUACUGAAGGCAAUGAAUGCUGCCCAAGCUGGUCUCUGGGUAACUAUAUUGCUGUCCUUCACAACAGAUCUUCUUGUUUGGAGAUAACUCAAGCAGAUGUCUCCCACACCCUGGCACUCCUCCGUUCCUGUGCCCCAGACUACCACAAAGGCAUCCUUAUUCCUUCUUGCUUAGGUCCCCGGACUGGAAGAGAGAAACACUCUCAGUGUGCCAAAGUACCAGAAAAAUGUACCCGGUUCAAUGGUAUUUACCAGCUUCUUCACUUCUUGGUUGACAGAGACUUUCUCAGUCUUCAGACAAUGGAAUAUCAAGUGCCAUCACUGAAAUACAGCCUGCUGUUUUUGCCUACAAAGAAAGGAGCAUCUAUGAUGGAAAUCUACCUGGACAACCUUGAGUCAUGGGACCUGUUUGAUAAUUACACAUUAAUCACUGGAAUGGACCUGGGUCUUAAACAGAAACUAUUCCAGCACUAUCUUUUACUGGAUACAAUGUAUCCAGUCCUGGCAAUAUUAGCCAUUUUUCUAAGUAUGACUUUUUAUUUACGCUCAAUCUUUAUUACUUCUAUGGUUCUUAUGAUUGUUGUCAGUUCUUUGAUGAUCUCCUUCUUCUUGUAUAAGGUGGCCUUCAGAUUCACCUAUUUCCCUUUUGUAAACCUGACAGCAGUUGUCAUUCUCAGUAGCAUUUGCGCCAAUCACACCUUUGUGUUUUUUGACCUCUGGAGCCUCAGCAAGAGCCAGAAUCCUUCUGCAGGCCUCCUGCAGUGGAUGAGCCAAACCAUGCACCACUUUGGGUAUCUCAUGCUGGCGUCUUCCUUUACAACAGGUGCUGCUUUCUAUGCCAGCUAUAUGAGCAAUAUAAUUGCCAUCUGCUGUUUUGCCAUCUACAUGGGCACCUGUGUAUUGGUGAAUUUAGUAUUCAUGGUAACUUGGCUUCCAUCUUCUGUUGUGUUGUAUGAACGCUACAUAGCAACAAACUGCAUUUAUAAACCGGAAGACUACUGGAACUAUAGUGGGCAUAAAAGAGUUAUUUUCUCUCUCCAUCAUAUACUCAGGGGUCUCCAGAAUACCUUGUGUGAAACCUCCAAGCUGUUAUUUGAAAAGAUUCUUCCAUGUGGUGUUAUAAAAUUUCGUUACAUUUGGAUCUGCUGGUUUACAGCCUUGGCAAUAGGGGGUGCCUACAUUUCCUGUUUUAAUCCUAAACUAAAACUCCCCAGUUUAGAGAUGCCAUCUGUCCAGAUGUUUAGGUUAAGCCAUCCCUUUGAAAGAUAUGAUGCAGAAUACUGUCACCAGUUCAUGUUUGAGAGGCUGGAGCAUGGAGAAGGACAACGCAUGCCCAUCACUAUAGUCUGGGGCAUACUGCCUGUGGACAAUGGGGAUCAUUUCAAUCCUAAGAGCAAUGGCACGCUGGUGAAAGAUACCACAUUUACGAUCCAAAAUCCUGAAGCUCAAAACUGGCUCUUGGAAUUCUGCCAAAAAGUGAAAAAUCAAACUUUCUACUAUUCUGAUUUGGAGCAGAAAUCUACAGUUUGUUUCAUGGAAGAGUUUCACACGUGGAUGGACAGUCGCCAGUGCUCCCAGCAAGAUCACAGCUUCAAUCUCUGCUGUAACCACUUCCCCUUCCCCUAUGGAAGUGAAGUCUUCCUGCACUGCAUCAAAAUGAUGAUCAUGGAACAAGGCAGAGAUGGGGCUGAAACCUAUGACUUGGGUCUUAGAUUUGAUGCAGAGGGAAACCUAGUUGCCUUGGUGCUACAGUUUCAAACUAUUUAUCACUACAGCUUCAACUACAGCAAAGCCAAACAAUUCUACAAUGAAAUUGGCCACUGGAUAACAGAGGAAAUGAAGACUGCCCCCAUGGGGCUUCAGAAUGGAUGGUACACCAGUAAACUAGAGCUAUAUAAUCUCCAGCACAGUCUUAGCACAGAGACAAUGGUGGUCAUAGGGCUAUCCAUAACCAUCUCUUUUGUGGUGCUGCUGCUCACCACCUGGAAUGUCAUUCUUAGCAUAUUCUCUGUUACAGCUAUCACAGGCACUGUCUUGGUAACUGUUGGACUUUUGGUGCUGUUGGAAUGGCAGCUCAAUGCAGUGGAGUCUCUCUUCAUUUCAGCAGCAGUAGGCCUCUCCACUGACUUUACAGUGAACUACUGUAUUUCCUACCACUUGUGCCCACAUUCUGAUCGCCUGAGCCGAGUGGCCUUCUCUCUGAAGCAGAUGAGCUGUGCCACUGCUAUGGUGGCAUCUGCUCUGUUUUCUGCAGGUAUCAUCAUGCUGCCUGCCACAGUGCUGGCAUACCGGAAGCUGGGGAUAUUCAUAAUGAUGAUCAAAUGUAUCAGCUGUGGAUUUGCCAGCUUCUUUUUUCAGUCUCUAUGCUGCUUCUUUGGCCCAGAGAAGAACUGUGGUCAGAUCCUUUGGCCUUGCACCUAUGUCCUGAAGGACUAUUCUGAUGACUCCAGGCCAAAUGGAAGUUUUAACUGUGGGGGAGAAGAGAAGCAGAACAGAUUACGGAAGGUGCAAGAGUCUAACACUGCAAAUGAACAGUAUGAGCUCCAGCCCUUGGCCAGAAAACUUAGUGACAGUUUUGACAACAGCACUUCCACAAGCAAAUUGUCUAAUCGUCCUUCUGUCCUAUCUGAAGACAUACAGCUCCAAGACAGCAGAUGUCCCAGAAUAGGAAUCCAUCCUUCUCUUGAAACAGACAGACAGAAUCUGCAGGAGACACUAAUGGAUCACCAUGUAGAUCUUUGUCAGUGUCCCGCCUUGCAAACAUCUUCUCCUUACAAACAUAGUAGCACAGGAGCAGAAGCAGAAAUUCAUAGAGAGAGACUCUGCAGAGAUUGUAGAUGUCAAAAAUAUGGUCCAAAAGCCUGGGAUGGAUACAUGCUGGACUAUCUUUAUUCAGCCAGCAUGAAAGAUGAAGGACAGUUAAAUAAAUCUCAGUGUUCUAGAGACACUGCUCAACAACAGUCAGAUUAUACCUCAGAAAAUAGUAAUCUCCCUGAAGCUGAAAUUUACAAAUUUCACAGAGGCCUUUGUUCUCAUAGCAGUUCUUUCAAUGUGCUCAAUGUCUCCAGUGAGAUCUCUCUCAGUGAUUUUGAGCAGAGCAUAAAACUUGCUGAGUCAUCCAGUUCUUGUCCCAAUGUCUUAGAUGUGUCUGAUUCCUGCUGUGCAGCAGAGAGAGGUCACCUGAAUGGGAAGAGAGACACCCUGAGGUUGGACCUGAGAGAGACUGUCUUUGACGUAUCUCUACCAGCAACCCAGCAAAACAGCUCUUCUUGGAAAAACCGACUGGGAUUAGGGAGUGAAGGUCCAGUUGUUUUACCAAACAGCCAACCAGAUAUGCCUGAUGUUUGGAUCAAACGAUCCAGUGCACAAAAUACUGGUUACAGCAGCUGAAAUCUCCAAGAAAGCAAAACUCAAUUACAGAAGAAAACAGGAAAUAAACCUCCUAUUUACACUGUAAAUAUAAAAUCUUUCCUCCCUUUCCUUUUUGAGCUAGGAAUAUUUCCAGAUAUUUCAGAUGCAGAGAUGCUUACAUUUUCACUGAGUCAGCAAAUCUGAUAUUAAAAAAAUGAGGAUUACAGAUGAAUUUUAAUGCAGUAAAAAAAUCUUUGACUGUCCAGCAGCCCGUGCCAUAUUCUCAAUUGUACUGUUUGACAUUCCCUACAGUGAUUAGAUUUGAUUUCCUGUCAAGUACAAGAAAGAAAGGGAUAAUGAUUAAAGAGGUGACUCUCUCCAAAUAUUUAAAGAAAUAAAUCCCAUGUACAAAAAUAUCUAUA
Messenger RNA from Trachemys scripta elegans, 4917 nucleotides. RefSeq names its product dispatched RND transporter family member 2 (gene DISP2). The record is from RefSeq and is a predicted model, not a curated record. The coding region runs from base 155 to 4534 and encodes 1459 amino acids. The transcript is spliced from 7 exons. NCBI's taxonomy places the organism in Eukaryota, Metazoa, Chordata, Testudines, Emydidae.